Molecule: messenger RNA, 1323 nt
Organism: Ficedula albicollis (Collared flycatcher)
Lineage: Eukaryota; Metazoa; Chordata; Aves; Passeriformes; Muscicapidae
Gene: RBFOX3
Product: RNA binding protein, fox-1 homolog (C. elegans) 3
Exons: 13
Coding region: 159-1253 (364 amino acids)
Biological process (GO): nervous system development; regulation of alternative mRNA splicing, via spliceosome
Cellular component (GO): nucleus; cytoplasm
Molecular function (GO): mRNA binding
Source: RefSeq, a predicted model, not a curated record
UGCCGCAGAUGACCGCUCCUGAGUAGCGCCGAGGGGUCGGGAGGGACGGCUCGGAGGGGAGAGCCCGAGGGGCCGGCCGGGAAGACGAGGAUAGCGGUGGAUAGCGGUGUGCGGAAGAGGACGGACCCGCGAGCAGCUCCACGGCUACCUGUCGACACAUGCUGUGCUCCAUGGCUAACUCGGGCUGCCUCCUUGUCUCCAACUCAGGCAUGCUUCCUCACUCUCUCCCCUGUCCUCCAGCCUUCCUCUACCUCCAACAGGGUAACCAGGACGCCACGGCCCCGCCGGACGCGAUGGCUCAGCCCUACCCCCCGGCCCAGUACCCCCCCCCCCCCCAGAACGGCAUCCCCGCAGAGUUCGCCCCGCCGCAGCCGCACCCCACGCAGGACUACUCGGGGCAGAGCUCGGUCCCGGAGCACGCCAUGAGCCUCUACACACCAGCACAGAGCCACAGCGAGCAGCCCGGCAGCGAGGCCAGCACGCAGUCCAUAGCAGGGACACAGACAGUACCGCAGACAGACGAGGCGGCACAGACAGACAGCCAGCAGCUACACUCCUCAGACAACACAGACAAGCAGCAGCCCAAGAGGUUACACGUCUCCAACAUUCCCUUUCGAUUCCGGGACCCCGACCUGCGGCAAAUGUUUGGGCAAUUCGGGAAAAUUCUGGAUGUGGAGAUCAUUUUCAAUGAGCGGGGCUCCAAGGGUUUUGGGUUUGUAACUUUUGAAACUAGCACAGAUGCCGACCGGGCACGGGAGAAGCUGAAUGGCACCAUCGUAGAGGGCCGGAAGAUUGAGGUGAACAACGCCACGGCCCGGGUCAUGACCAACAAGAAGGUGGCCAACCCCUACACCAACGGCUGGAAGCUGAACCCAGUGGUGGGAGCAGUCUACGGCCCCGAAUUCUACGCAGGUAACAUUGGGCUGCAGCAGUACCUGCUGUGGGUUCCCCCAAACAUCAGCUCUGCACUGGGUCUGCCACUGCACUGUGCAGUGAGCAGUCACUGGGCCCUUUCCCUGUCCUUCAUACCUGCCUGGUCCCCGCCGCCGCCCAUCCCCGCCUACGGCGCGGUCGUCUACCAGGACGGGUUCUACGGAGCUGAGAUCUACGGGGGCUAUGCUGCCUACAGGUAUGCCCAGCCCGCAGCAGCAGCGGCCGCCUACAGUGACAGCUAUGGCAGAGUGUACGCAGCUGCAGACCCCUACCACCACACCAUCGGCCCCGCCGCCACCUACAGCAUCGGCACCAUGUGAAUCCGUGGCUGUUUCCUUCUGGGACCAGGAAGGGCAAAAAUAAUCCACACACACAAACAAUCAAAAAAAA